Molecule: messenger RNA, 889 nt
Organism: Chondrus crispus (carragheen)
Lineage: Eukaryota; Rhodophyta; Florideophyceae; Gigartinales; Gigartinaceae
Exons: 2
Coding region: 1-585 (194 amino acids)
Source: RefSeq, a predicted model, not a curated record
AUGGAAGUCUCCACCUCCUCGGAGGCGGCGGAGCUAGUGCUUCAAGAGCGCAAGAAGCAGCGCGAGCUAGAAGCGCGCAACCAAAAGGCCCCCCCUGUUCCGCUCGCGGCGCCGGCCCUGGAGACGGUGUCAGUGCCCAAAUGGGAGGGCGCAGACGAAGGCGAGGUAGACGAGUCCGAGCUGGACCGGCGCCAGCGCGCCAUCUCGGACCGUCUGGACCGACGCCAGCGCGAGAUUCACCGCCAGUCCAAGGAGCUCACGCGCGUGCGCGCGGAGCUCAAGGCCCUCGAGGAGCCCAUCAAGGCCGAGAUCAUGCAGCUGCGCGAGCGCCUGGAGGACUCCAACCGCAGAGAGAAAGCCCUGGUCGAAGCCGUCAACGCGCUGCGGAAGGACUUGUUUGAAAAGGAGGGCGGGUUGAAGGACGUUCGCGAGGAAAAACAGGGCCUUGCGGAUAGUUUGAUAAAGGUCAUGGCCGAUUAUGAAAAGAGGAAGACCGAACGCCUCAAUGCAAUCGCAGACUUGGUGGGGGGAGACGGCGGGCACACCCGCCCGAAGCACCCUCCGUCCAAUUUCACUGGCUUUUGAAGAUAUGCGCUUGCUUGCAUGCCACAGUCUUACACGUCCUCGGAUGAUCAAGGUGCUCGCGAUACGGAAUCUUUGAGUUGCAGUGCUACGACACCCACCCUUUGUCGAAAGUAAUCGCGACAGGCUUCUCAACUUGUGCUUGCUCUCUCCUUCCAACGCUUCGCGCAAUACGUUGUGUGCAACCGGCUGCGUCGGCACCCAGAGCGCCCCUCUGCGCGUCUAGCGUUCCCUGAACGAACUAUGUUUAACUCACGAAUACGCAAUAUGUAAAUACAACAAACUUUAAAUGCAAGCCGUCUACGUU